Nematocida major is the source of this 696-nucleotide messenger RNA. RefSeq lists its product as uncharacterized. Lineage: Eukaryota; Fungi; Microsporidia. The record is from RefSeq and is a predicted model, not a curated record. Bases 1 to 696 code for a protein of 231 amino acids. The transcript has a single exon.
AUGAAUGAAGAAGACAGCGUAUUAAGGCAUUGUGCUUGCUGCAAAAUGCCUCCAACAAUACUUCUUGCACAGAGCACCUUCUGCACAAAGUGCUUCCUGGACAGGCUCGAGCGGGGGUUCUUCUCAGAGAUUAGGAAGGCGCUUUCGCACACAUUCCGGAGCAAAAUGCGGAAAGUUCUAGUGGUGAUUGAUGAAACUCUGUCGUCGCAGGCAGUGCAGAGCCUCACCAGGAGAAGCACUGCCGCCAUGAUAGCGUACGACUACUGCACGUUUUCCCAGGACAAGCCCGACUGCAUACAUCUUGUAUCAAAAGAUAGCAGCCACAGCAGCAGGGUAGAGGCUGCGAAGGAGUACGGGCUAGAGCAUGGGUACGACUGCGUCAUAUUCAGCCACUACUCGGUGGAGGUUGCAUACGAGAUUCUUAAAAUGAUCACGGUUGGCGAAAUUGUGCAGUACACCACGGCCUUCAAAGGCACCAAAACAAUGACAGUGUGCUACCCAUUCUACGCGCUUUCCUACAAGUCAAUUCUCUACUUCUGCUUCCACACAGGUCUGCUGCACGCUCCGUUUGGGAUAAAGGCAGACUCCAGCAAGGAAAACAAGGCACACAGAGUUCUGCUGAGAGACUUGCUAAAAAACUCGCCGGCAAGCAUACUGAAUCUUAUUAAAAUACAGAGAAGAGUAGAAGAAAUGUAA